AUGCAAACAUCAACAGACAGCACAGUCCUACAAGAAAAUAGAACCGAUAUGUCGCCGAAACCCACCGAAAUCAACGCAACGCAACUUAACCUGGCAACGGCGAUGUUACAGGAGAACUUUUUGCAAAGGUCUAUCCAGAACGUGGCCCUUUCCUUGCAAAACGCUAUGAUGAACUCCUUGCAGCAAGCCGCGCUUCUUCCCGUCAACUCUGCUGCGGCAGCUGCCCUGAACCUUCAAGCCCUAGAGUCGUAUCUAACCCUGCAGAGACUCACCACAGUUUCUGCGAAUGUUAACAGCAGCAGCGGUAGGAUAGAUAUCUUAAAAAUAGCCGCCAGCACUGCCAAAAUCAAUGAGGAAACCGCGAGUAAUAGUGAAGAUGCGACAACUAAUACCAAUUUGACGGAAGAUGUGGAUCUCGCCGAAGAAGUCGAGGAAGAUUUGGCAUUGCUAGACAACGACGACGCCUUAAAUAAUUUUUCUCUGUCCUCUUCGCCGGUGGACACGAGCUAUCCCAGUUUAAUAAUGAACUCUAUAUACCAAACCUCAGUAAAUAGUUCGGCCAACAUUUCGUCUAGCACGGCCGCCACUAACGUGAUAGUGGCGAGGCAGAAGGGCAGUUCGAGACCAAAAAAACAAUUUAUAUGUAAAUUUUGUAAUAGACAGUUUACGAAAAGUUACAAUUUGCUGAUACACGAAAGGACGCAUACUGACGAGAGGCCUUACUCCUGUGACAUUUGUGGGAAGGCGUUCCGAAGGCAAGACCACCUAAGGGACCAUAGGUACAUCCACAGCAAAGAAAAACCCUUCAAAUGCACGGAGUGCGGCAAGGGCUUCUGCCAGUCCAGGACCCUGGCGGUUCACAAAAUCCUCCACAUGGAGGAAUCGCCCCACAAGUGCCCCGUGUGCAGCCGAUCCUUCAACCAGAGGUCAAACCUGAAAACCCACCUCUUGACGCACACCGACAUCAAGCCGUAUAACUGUUCGGCCUGUGGGAAAGUCUUCAGGAGGAACUGUGAUCUGAGAAGGCAUAGUUUAACGCACAACCUGGGGGCCAGCUCGUCCGCGACCAUUCUGCCCAAUCAGACUUUUAGUAUAGACUCGCUGAUGAGCAAAACGGCAGCCGCGGUUACUAAAUAA
Anoplophora glabripennis (Asian longhorned beetle) is the source of this 1137-nucleotide messenger RNA. RefSeq names its product protein sister of odd and bowel-like. The record is from RefSeq and is a predicted model, not a curated record. The coding region runs from base 1 to 1137 and encodes 378 amino acids. Gene Ontology annotation, cellular component: nucleus. The transcript has 2 exons. Gene Ontology annotation, biological process: regulation of transcription by RNA polymerase II; embryonic hindgut morphogenesis; embryonic pattern specification. NCBI's taxonomy places the organism in Eukaryota, Metazoa, Arthropoda, Insecta, Coleoptera, Cerambycidae. Gene Ontology annotation, molecular function: DNA-binding transcription factor activity, RNA polymerase II-specific; RNA polymerase II transcription regulatory region sequence-specific DNA binding.